Dreissena polymorpha is the source of this 2644-nucleotide messenger RNA. RefSeq lists its product as uncharacterized. The transcript is spliced from 4 exons. NCBI's taxonomy places the organism in Eukaryota, Metazoa, Mollusca, Bivalvia, Myida, Dreissenidae. The record is from RefSeq and is a predicted model, not a curated record. Bases 24 to 2420 code for a protein of 798 amino acids.
UUUUCGCGAGCGAAAACGCAGCGAUGGGGAAGUGUCGUUUUAAACCAGGGAGGUUAAGUGAAUAUUCCUGGAUACAGAAAACAAAUGACAUUCGUAAAGCACAUUGUCGGGUCCGUAUGAAGACCAUUGAUGUCGGGGGAAUGGGGGAAAGCGCUUUGAAAAGCCACGAGAAAGGGGAAACACAUAAAGAAAACAUGAAAUUGAGAAGCAAACAGGGUUCCUGCGAUGUGUUUUUUGUGAAACAGGAAGGUGCUAUAGUUAAAACCGACAUAAACAACAACAGCCCAUCUGUGUCAAACCAGGAAGGUACAUCCGCAGAGAGUGUGCAGAUAGAAGAUAAUCAAAUUCCAGGAUCUUCGCAAUCAUCAGCAGCAGUAUCAAACUCGCAGACAUCAAUAGACAAAUUCGUUUCAAAAAAUAAUAUGUUGAAAGCGGAAAUAUUGUGGGUAUUGCAUACAGUUUGCACACAUCAAUCAUUCAAUUCCAAUAAAAACAUUACAAAGUUAUUUCAGGUUAUGUUCCCUGACAGUACCAUAGCAAAGAAAUUUUCUUGCGGAGACCGCAAGACAGCAUAUGUUGCUGUUUUUGGGCUAGCUGAACAUUUUAAAACUUUACUUGAUAGUUCCAUAAGUGGACCAUACUCAGUGUCUUUUGAUGAAAGUCUAAACAAGAAAGACCAAUCCAAGCAAAUGGACAUCCAUGUUCGGUUCUGGGACGGAAGUCAAGUCGUUACAAGAUACUACACUUCCGAGUUUCUUGGUCAUGCCACAGCCACUGAUAUGUUAGACCAUUUCUGCAAGGCUGUGUUGUAUUCCCUCAAGCCGGCUGAUAUGAUUCAGGUUUCCAUGGAUGGUCCAAAUGUAAAUUGGAAGUUCUAUGAUCUGCUUACGGAAAAAUUAACCCAUGAACAUCAAACAAAGCUAGUGAAUGUCGGGUCAUGCGGACUUCAUACGGUCCAUAAUAGCUUUAAGGCGGGAGCUGAUGCAACAGGGUGGAAAAUUGGUGAUAUCCUUACGAGCUUGUACUACCUCUUCAAAAACACACCAGCCAGGAGAGAGGACUUUACUAAGAUAACUGGAAGCACACAGUUUCCCUUGAAGUUUGCAAAUCAUCGGUGGUUGGAAAAUGUUCCGGUGACUGAACGGGCCAUAUCACUGUGGGACAACAUGCAGCAGUAUAUUCAGGAGACAGAGAAGUCAAAAGCACCAACCUGCAAGUCGUACGAAGUCAUUAGGACAGCAGUGAAAGAUCCACUGAUUAUCGCUAAAUUGCAUGUUUUCAAGUCUGUGGCUAAGUUGUUGGACCCAUUCCUCUCUGACUUUCAAACUGAAGCUCCUAUGGCCAUCUUCUUGGGUACUAGCUUAGCAGAAACUAUCAUCAGCAUUUUGAGACGGUUCAUCAAACCUGACAUUAUGGAGACAAUUACCUCAUCCAAUUUGGGUAAUGAAAUAGACCCAUCUGAUAAGACACUGCAUGUUACAUACAGUAAAGUUGAAAUUGGCUUUCAGGCAGAAAAAGCUUUGAAGGAUGCUCAGCCUAAAACCUCUGAAAAGCAAAGAAUGGAGUUUCGUAUGAGUGCGAAAGACUUCCUGGAAAAAACUUCUCAGAAAAUUCUGGAGAAAUCUCCAGUUAAGUACUCUCUGGUGAGAAACCUUUCCUCACUGGACCCAAGAAUGAUGGCUGGAAAACCUGAAAAGUGUAGGAAACAGUUCAAAAGGUUAGUUCACCAUUUGAACAGUCUGCAUAAGGUUAAUGAUGAUGAUUGUGACAAAGUGUAUGAGGAAUACAAUAAACUUAUUGAUAGAAUUCCAUUGAUAGGUGUGAAAACAUUCUCUGAAUUUGAUCUUAAAAAGGAUCGGUUGGAUGCAUUCUAUGCAAAGAUACUGACAAAUGACUUUGGACAUCUGAAAAAUGUGGUAUGUCUUAUACUUGUACUCUGCCAUGGUCAGUCCGAUGUUGAAAGGGGAUUUUCUGUAAAUAAAGAGUUGGUGGUAGAAAAUCUUGCGAAGGAAACUUUAAUUGGACAAAGAAUCAUAUGCGAUUAUGUUAAAACUGUUGGCGGUGUUAUGAAUGUUCCCAUAACUAAGGAUUUGCUGAAAUCAGUUCAGUCUUCGAAUGCUAAGUACAAUGCACAUUUGUCUGUAGAAAAAGAGAAAAAGUUGUCUGAAGAAAAGAAAUUAAAAAGGAAACUAGAAACUGAAGAACUUAACAAACUGAAAGACAAAAAAGCAAAACUUGAAAAUGAUGUGGUCAUGUUGGAGGUGAAAACUGAAAAACUUAUGGAGAAAGCUGAAGCAACUAGAAAUUUUGCUUUUGUCACAGAAAGCAAUAUUUUAAGGAUGGGUUGUAAGGAUAAGAGGAGACAGCUGGAAGAACUGGAAAAGGAAAUCAAAUCUGUGAAAGACAAAAUGUUAGAGUAACUAAUUUCUAUUUAGAUGAAAUGAACUAGUCAUUUUGAUGUGAGCAUAGAGAGAGACAAUGUGUUUGUUCGUAAGAACUUUAAAAAGUAAAUACAUAUGUGAGACUCAUUGAGUUAAGGAUGGAUCAUGUAUGUGUAUAAUUAUAAGUAGAAAUAAUAUGUAUGAGUUAUUGUUAAAUAAGUUUUAUUUGUGUUUGAGCAAAUAAAUGAUAUUUACUGUGACAA